Molecule: messenger RNA, 1315 nt
Organism: Sorex fumeus (smoky shrew)
Lineage: Eukaryota; Metazoa; Chordata; Mammalia; Eulipotyphla; Soricidae
Product: LIM homeobox transcription factor 1-beta
Exons: 8
Coding region: 78-1286 (402 amino acids)
Biological process (GO): regulation of transcription by RNA polymerase II; neuron differentiation
Cellular component (GO): nucleus
Molecular function (GO): DNA-binding transcription factor activity, RNA polymerase II-specific; RNA polymerase II transcription regulatory region sequence-specific DNA binding
Source: RefSeq, a predicted model, not a curated record
GCACCGCAUCCCCGGCGGGCGGGCGGGCGGCGGCCGAGCACCCUGGCCGGCGGGGCCCGCGGCGCGCCCCGCGCCCCAUGGAUAUAGCAACAGGUCCCGAGGCGCUGGAGAGGUGCUUCCCCCGCGCCCAGACGGACUGCGCCAAGAUGCUGGACGGCAUCAAGAUGGAGGAGCACGCCCUGCGCCCCGGGCCCGCCACGCUCGGGGUGCUGCUGGGCUCCGACUGCCCGCAUCCCGCGGUGUGCGAGGGCUGCCAGCGACCCAUCUCCGACCGCUUCCUGAUGCGAGUCAACGAGUCCUCCUGGCACGAGGAGUGUUUGCAGUGCGCGGCGUGUCAGCAAGCCCUCACCACCAGCUGCUACUUCCGGGAUCGGAAACUCUACUGCAAACAAGACUACCAACAGCUGUUCGCGGCCAAGUGCAGUGGCUGCAUGGAGAAGAUCGCGCCCACCGAGUUCGUGAUGCGGGCGCUGGAGUGCGUGUACCACCUGGGCUGCUUCUGCUGCUGCGUGUGCGAGCGGCAGCUGCGCAAGGGUGACGAGUUCGUGCUCAAGGAGGGCCAGCUGCUGUGCAAGGGCGACUACGAGAAGGAGAAGGACCUGCUCAGCUCCGUCAGCCCCGACGAGUCCGACUCGGUAAAGAGCGAGGAUGAGGACGGGGACAUGAAGCCGGCCAAGGGGCAGGGAGGCCAGAGCAAGGGCAGCGGGGACGACGGGAAGGACCCCCGGAGGCCCAAGCGACCCCGGACAAUCCUCACCACGCAGCAGCGAAGAGCGUUCAAGGCCUCUUUCGAAGUCUCCUCCAAGCCCUGCCGGAAGGUCCGAGAGACGCUGGCAGCGGAAACGGGGCUCAGCGUGCGUGUGGUCCAGGUCUGGUUCCAGAACCAAAGAGCGAAGAUGAAGAAGUUGGCGCGAAGGCACCAGCAGCAGCAGGAGCAGCAGAACUCCCAGCGGCUGGGCCAAGAGGUGCUGUCCAGCCGGAUGGAGGGUAUGAUGGCCUCGUACACGCCGCUGGCGCCCCCGCAGCAGCAGAUCGUGGCCAUGGAGCAGAGCCCAUAUGGCAGCAGCGACCCUUUCCAGCAGGGCCUCACGCCACCCCAAAUGCCAGGUGACCACAUGAACCCCUAUGGGAGCGACUCCAUCUUCCACGACAUCGACAGCGACACCUCCCUCACCAGCCUCAGCGACUGUUUCCUGGGCUCCUCGGACGUGGGCUCCCUGCAGGCCCGCGUGGGGAACCCCAUCGACCGGCUCUACUCCAUGCAGAGUUCCUACUUCGCCUCCUGAGGGCCGGCCGGGCCGCUUGGACGCUGGGA